Osmia bicornis bicornis is the source of this 1241-nucleotide messenger RNA. Its product is annotated as protein obstructor-E. Lineage: Eukaryota; Metazoa; Arthropoda; Insecta; Hymenoptera; Megachilidae. The transcript is spliced from 5 exons. Gene Ontology annotation, cellular component: extracellular region. Gene Ontology annotation, molecular function: chitin binding. Bases 151 to 849 code for a protein of 232 amino acids. The record is from RefSeq and is a predicted model, not a curated record.
GCAGCAGUGUUUCGCGACGGAGGCACCAUUUCGAAAGGGGACCAAAAAAUAUAGAUAAUAUUCUCUCAGUGACGGUAGUGAUUCGAGUAUUCUUCACUGGAUUUCGUGAUUCGCAACGAUUGAACAGAGAGCUAAGAACCGAGGAUAGAAAUGAUGAGAGCAUCCCUUGUAACGAUAUUGGCCGUGGUGGCUGUAACACAUGGUGCCUUCAAUUGUCCAAUUAAAGAUGGUCAGUACGAGGAUUCAAAGCAAUGCGACAAAUACUAUGAAUGUUCAGACGGCAUAGCGACGGAGAAACUUUGCCCAGAUGGGCUUGUUUUCGAUCCUCUGAACCGUAAAGUGAACAAAUGCGACCAUGUCUUCAACGUCGACUGUGGGGACCGUCUUGAACUACAACCGCCUCAGCCAACCAAGAAGUGUCCACGACGGAACGGUUUCUUUGCCCACCCAGAUCCAUCCGUCUGUAACAUUUUUUACAAUUGCAUCGAUGGCGAGGCUAUUGAAAUCACUUGCACCACUGGAUUGCAUUUCGAUGAAUAUAGUGGCACUUGUGUGUGGCCUGAUAGCGCUGGACGACAAGGAUGCGGAAUAGUGGGCAAGAAAUUGAAAGAUGGCUUCGAAUGUCCGAAAGAAAGUCAAGUCGACACUAGAGGAAUGGUUGUCGAUCAUCCUAAAUUUGCUCACCCAGAUGACUGUCAAAAAUUCUAUGUUUGUCUGAAUGGUGUAACACCACGCGAACAAGGUUGUAGCGAUGGUACUGUUUAUAACGAGGAACAACAAAGAUGUGACGCGCCUGAAAACGUUCCCGGAUGCGAGGAUUGGUACAAGGACGAUGAAAAGAAACCAUGAACCACCUUCUAAAUUUAUAUGUCCCGCAUCGGGAUUUUAAUAUCAUCCUGAAAUCACAUCAUUCUCGUUUCGUGUGUAACCAUGUGUGUGUUUAGAAUGUUCAUAAAUAAUAAAUUCAAUUUUACCUUAUUCCAUCGUGAUUCCCCUCUUCACAUCCAAAGUUGUGAAUAAACCUUAAAUGAAAUAUGAAUACAUCAUGUAAAUAGAUUUUAUUUGUUCAUGUAGAUAUGAAUAUAAAAACAUGAAAUAUUAUUCAGUUUUCUUUCGUAAUCGACGAAGCGAAUCGAUGGUAACUUUCUCCUGGAUAUUUUAUUAUUUCUUCUUUUUAAAUUCAGUCAGCAAACAACUUUCGUGUUUAUGUACUUUUUAGAAACAUGCGAUAAUAACUUGUU